Molecule: messenger RNA, 1059 nt
Organism: Urocitellus parryii (Arctic ground squirrel)
Lineage: Eukaryota; Metazoa; Chordata; Mammalia; Rodentia; Sciuridae
Gene: Cd40lg
Product: CD40 ligand
Biological process (GO): immune response
Cellular component (GO): membrane
Molecular function (GO): CD40 receptor binding; tumor necrosis factor receptor binding
Source: RefSeq, a predicted model, not a curated record
UGUGCGCUCUUAACUAAUCCUGAGUAAGGUGGCCACUUUGACAGUCUUCUCAUGCUGCCUCUGCCACCUUUUUGGUCAGAAGAUAUCAUUUCAAUUUUAACCCAGCAUGAUCGAAACGUACAGCCAACCUACUCCCCGAUCUGUGGCCACUGGACUGCCUGUCAGCAUGAAAAUUUUUAUGUGUUUACUUACUGUUUUUCUUAUCACCCAGAUGAUUGGAUCGGCACUUUUUGCUGUGUAUCUUCAUAGAAGGUUGGACAAGAUAGAAGAUGAAAGGAAUCUUCAUGAGGAUUUUGUAUUCAUGAAAACGAUACAGAGAUGCAACAAAGGAGAUGGAUCUUUAUCCUUGCUGAACUGUGAGGAAAUCCGAAGUCAAUUUGAAGGCUUUGUCAAGGAUAUAAUGUUAAACAAAGAGGAAAAGAAGAAAGAAAGUGUUGAAAUGCAAAAAGGUGAUCAGAAUCCACAAAUUGCUGUACAUGUUGUAAGUGAGGCCAGUAAAACAGCAUCUGUUCUACAGUGGGCCAAAAAAGGAUAUUACACCAUGAGCAACAACUUGGUAACCCUUGAAAAUGGGAAACAGCUGACUGUUAAAAGAGAAGGACUCUAUUAUGUCUACACCCAAGUUACCUUCUGUUCCAACCGGGAAGCUUUGAGUCAAGCUCCAUUUAUAGUCAGCCUCUGUCUGAAGUCCUCAAGUGAAUCUGAGAGAAUCUUACUGAGGGCGGCAACCAGCCACAGUUCCUCCAAACCUUGCGGCCAACAGUCCACUCAUUUGGGAGGAGUAUUUGAAUUGCAAUCAGGUGCUUCACUGUUUGUCAACGUGACUGAUCCAAGCCAAGUGAGCCAUGGGACUGGCUUCACGUCUUUUGGCUUACUCAAACUCUGAACAGUGCAACCUCCUAGGCUGUGGUCAAGCUGACAGUGGCAGUCUUCAUAACACAGCAAAGCAGUUGAGACCACCCCCUGUUGAACUGCCUAUUUAUAACCCUAGGAUCCUCCUCAUGGAGAAAUAUUUAUUAUGCACCCCAAGGCAUGUAGGUCUGUAACAAGUGAAUUACA